Molecule: messenger RNA, 1100 nt
Organism: Rubroshorea leprosula
Lineage: Eukaryota; Viridiplantae; Streptophyta; Magnoliopsida; Malvales; Dipterocarpaceae
Source: the annotation of a GenBank genome assembly
CUUCUUUUCUUCUCCCCUACACCCGACCAGCCCCCCCCUCAAGCUGCCGAUAGUUUCCCUUGGGAAACUCGGCAAAAAGCUUGAAUUUCUCUUCUUUUCUUGUUAAAUCACGAGAUUUGGGGCUUAGAAUCUUCCCUCUCAACCCAGAAAAUCUCGGUUCUGCUCUGUUCUUCUCCCCUGUCCGCCGGCUGCUAUGUGCGUUUGAAUUUCUGGGCAUUUUUCGGCCCAUGAGCCCCCCUGCAGAUGCCGUCGGCUUCCUUCCCAGCUAGAACCGGCCUUUGCUUGCCGGAAAUUCUGGUUCUUGAGUGUUCUGUCACCGUAGCACUGGGUUAAGCCUUCGGUUCUGUGCGAGUGAGGAAGCGAAAUUGAGGACGGGAAACCGAGGGGAAUGACGAGUUAGAAGGCUAGCCAUUUUGUAAAGUGAAUAUAGAUUUGAGAUAUAGAUCAUGAUUUGUAAACUAAAGUUUAAUCGGAGAUUUUAUACAUUCAUUUAAUGGAUUGUUCGUUUACAAAAGAUUUGAUCUUGAGAUUUUGAGUUUAAGUUAUGUUGGACAUAGAAAGAAAUUUUGAAAUAUCUGAUUUAAGUUAUUGGAUUGUCAAACAUGAAUUGGAUAGUCAAACAUGAAUUGGAUAAGUUCCGAGCCUUGUGCAUUCGUGGGACUUGUUCACAAGUGCACGGCGUUUGUCGCGUCCCCGGAUUUGGGUUCUGGUGCAUGACAUGUGGCAUCAUUAUUCGUGAUAGCAUGAACCUCACAUCAAUUGAGCACAGCGCCUUCUCGCAUGAAAUCCUCGGACAUCUCCGCUUCUCCACCCUGACUUCCUUUCAUCAAUCGAAAAUUCUGGUACUUUGUCACUCGGUUUCUAGCCUACGAAAUCAUUCCUGGACUGAUGUUUUUUGGGCUAUAAAUAUUCUGUUUGAGAAUCUCCGAGCUCAACUCGAAUGUAAGUGACUUGAAUUCUGGCCGCCUAACCCGGAGUUAGUAUUUUGGUGUAACUUUCUCUAUAUAUGUCCAAAUGAGGUGAUUCUUUGUUUUAUGGAAAACUAAAAGAGAGGACUUUAAUUCUGCUCUUAAGCAUUGAAAUCAAUUCUGCCAUUUUCA